UACACAUUUGCCUGAAAAACUAACAUUCACCCACUCACACUAUUAGCACUUUCUUCCCCCAAGAAAAAAAAACAGAACGACUCUGUUUCUCACUUCUUCGAAACUCCACAUCUACACAAAUAAAAUCAGAGAGCGGAAGAGAGAAGAGCCGAGAGAGUAGAGAUGACGCGAAAAUAUUUUCAGAGAGAGGUGUUGCCGGUGACGGCGCUGGUAAUAAUGGAAUGUGCCAACGUGGGUUUAAACACUUUGUUCAAGGCAGCUACUUUACAAGGCAUGAGUUUCCAUGUCUUCAUCGUUUACUCUUACGGUCUUGCUGCUCUUCUUCUACUUCCUUCUCUUUUCUUCUCCUACAGAUCAAGAACGCUUCCACCGAUGAAUUUCUCAAUUCUCUACAAAGUCGUGCUUCUUGGGUUAAUUGGAUGCUGCUCAAACAUAAUGGGAUACACGGGGAUUAACUAUAGCUCUCCAACACUAGCUUCUGCAAUCAGCAACCUCACUCCUGCGUUUACCUUCUUGCUGGCCAUCCUUUUCAGGAUGGAGAGUGUAUCAUUCAAGAGAACAAGUAGUGUGGCUAAAAUGUUAGGAACCGUAGUUUCCAUUGGGGGAGCAUUUAUUGUGACUCUUUACAAUGGUCCUGUGGUGAUCGCUAUGUCACCACCAUCCAUUUCUCUACGAUCACAGUCGCCUAACCAUGAUUGGAUCAUUGGUGCGGCUUUCCUUGCCGUUGAGUACUUCAUGGUUCCGUUGUGGUACAUUGUCCAGACUCAAAUCAUGAGAGAGUAUCCAUCCGAGUUCACCGUUGUUUGCUAUUAUAGCUUUGGAGUGAGCUUUUGGACCGGGCUGGUCACGUUGUUCACUGAAGGGAGUGACUUGAGUACAUGGAAGAUAAAACCAAAUAUAGCUUUAGUAUCAAUCGUUUGCUCGGGAUUGUUUGGAUCUUGCAUAAACAAUACAAUCCACACGUGGGCGUUGCGGAUCAAGGGGCCUUUAUUCGUUGCAAUGUUCAAGCCUCUGUCCAUUGCCAUUGCCGUUGCAAUGGGCGUGAUCUUCCUCCGGGAUUCUCUUUACAUCGGCAGCUUGAUAGGGGCAACGGUAAUAACCAUGGGGUUUUACACGGUGAUGUGGGGCAAAGCCAAGGAAGUGGCCUUAGUCGAAGAUGACAACAAGGCUAAUAACGAGGAUGCUAACGAAGCUGACCUUGAUUCUCCACCAGGUUCACAGAAGGCUCCUCUCUUGGAAAGUUACAAGAACGAUGAGCAUGUAUAAGUAUCAUCAACCAGUCAAUACAUCUCUCUAUAUUUGUGUAUGAAAAUUUGAUAUGUAAAAGUCUUUUAAUUUAUUUGACGAUACAAAUGUGAUCUUUAAUUUUAGGAAUCAAGUUUCUUCUAAUCAAAA
Molecule: messenger RNA, 1395 nt
Organism: Raphanus sativus (radish)
Lineage: Eukaryota; Viridiplantae; Streptophyta; Magnoliopsida; Brassicales; Brassicaceae
Product: WAT1-related protein At3g28050
Exons: 7
Coding region: 163-1266 (367 amino acids)
Cellular component (GO): plasma membrane
Molecular function (GO): transmembrane transporter activity
Source: RefSeq, a predicted model, not a curated record